Neocloeon triangulifer is the source of this 1615-nucleotide messenger RNA. RefSeq names its product probable pyruvate dehydrogenase E1 component subunit alpha, mitochondrial. The coding region runs from base 94 to 1290 and encodes 398 amino acids. Gene Ontology annotation, molecular function: pyruvate dehydrogenase (acetyl-transferring) activity. Gene Ontology annotation, biological process: pyruvate decarboxylation to acetyl-CoA. The transcript has 7 exons. Gene Ontology annotation, cellular component: intracellular membrane-bounded organelle. Lineage: Eukaryota; Metazoa; Arthropoda; Insecta; Ephemeroptera; Baetidae. The record is from RefSeq and is a predicted model, not a curated record.
CCCCCAAAUUCUUCUCUGCCAUUUUCAGCUGAUCAAUACGAGUCGAACUGAACGAAUUUUCCAAAUUUUCUCCUCUCUGAGCCGCUUUUCAAAAUGAUGUCCCCCGCGGCGAGGUUGGUUUCAAGAAGGUUCAACCACAGGAACCAAGCACUGGCUCCGUUCUUCACUUCGUCCAAGAGCUUUGCCUCCGAAGCCACUUUUGAAACCAGGCCUUUCAAACUCCACAAAUUGGACGAAGGCCCAAAGACAACAGUGACCGUCACCAGAGAUGAUGCCCUCAAGUACUACAAACAAAUGCUCACCAUCAGGCGAAUCGAAACCGCCUCCGGAAAUUUGUACAAGGAGAAAAUCAUCAGAGGCUUUUGCCACCUUUACUCAGGCCAGGAAGCAUGUGCUGUGGGAAUGAAGGCUGCCAUGAAGCCUGCGGACGCAAUCAUCUCUGCCUACCGAAUCCACGGCUGGACGUACCUGAUGGGUGUCAGUCCCACCGGCGUUUUGGCCGAGUUGACCGGCCGCAAGUCUGGUUGUGCCAGAGGCAAGGGUGGCUCCAUGCACAUGUAUGCGCCUCACUUUUACGGUGGAAACGGAAUCGUCGGUGCUCAGGUGCCCCUCGGCGUCGGGGUCGCCUUUGCCAGCAAGUACAGGGGCGACGAGAAUGUCUGCUUCGCUCUUUACGGCGACGGUGCAGCCAACCAGGGACAGAUUUUUGAAGUGUACAAUAUGGCCAAACUUUGGAACGUCCCUUGCAUAUUUGUCUGCGAAAACAACGGCUACGGAAUGGGCACCAGCGCAGACAGAGCGGCGGCCAGCACAAAUUACUACACAAGAGGAGACUAUGUGCCAGGAAUUUGGGUUGAUGGCAUGGACGUUCUAGCUGUGAGGGAAGCUUCUCGGUUUGCCAUCGAAUACUGCAACUCUGGAAAGGGUCCUCUGGUCAUGGAAACCGUCACUUACCGCUACUCAGGGCACUCGAUGUCCGAUCCUGGCACCAGUUACCGCACCAGAGAUGAAAUUCAAGAAGUUCGACAGACCAGAGAUCCCAUUGCUUCUUUCAAGGAGAAGAUAAUUUCCACAGACCUUGCGACAGCUGACGAAUUGAAGGCCAUUGACGCCGAGGUCAAGAAAGAGAUCGACGAGGCGUCUAGGAAAGCCAAGACCGACACCGAGAUCCCGAUGGAGGAGUUGCCUGCCGACAUUUAUUCUGCGCCCCUCGAAACCGACGUGCGCAACGUUGCGCCCUGGGAACCCCUGCAGCACAAGCGCAUCGGCUCGGCAGUAAAUCUGAAGUAAUAAAUUUCUCAAGAGAAAAAUAAAGGACAUUGUGUUGUCAAGCAGUUAUUAAAAGGAACAACAAAUUCAUAGGGCUGUUUAGAAAGAAAGAAAAAAAUUAAACAAAAAAUUUAAUCCACACGCUGCUAAUUUUUCCUUAUGUUAAUGAAAAUGUGGGUCAAUUUCCUUGCCUCAUCCAACGUUGGUUAUGUAAUUUCUCUCGUUUUUCCUCGAUUGUUUCUCAAAACAACUCAAAGUUGUGUGAAAUAAAAAUGCUGUAUAUUCACGCCUGAUAAUUAUAUUGUUACGAAAAACUGAGCAUUAAAAACCAAGUCGAGUAUAUAAA